Molecule: messenger RNA, 801 nt
Organism: Sphenostylis stenocarpa
Lineage: Eukaryota; Viridiplantae; Streptophyta; Magnoliopsida; Fabales; Fabaceae
Source: the annotation of a GenBank genome assembly
AUGCAAGUUCUUAGUCACAUUUCUUUUGUUGUAGUAUUUUAUUCUCUGCUCCUAAACCCUAGCCAUUGUCUCAAUCUCAAAUUGUUUAAUGAUUCCAAAAUUCGAAACGGUGAUCAAUGGCAAAUAGCAGCAGCAACAUGGUACGGAGAACCAGAGGGUGGUGGAUCCGAUGGAGGUGCUUGUGGAUAUUCUGACAGUGUGGAGAAACCUCCACUCUCUAAAAUGGUGUCAGCAGGAGGUUCUUCUCUUUUUAAAGGAGGCAAAGGAUGUGGAGCUUGUUAUAAGGUGAAAUGCAGAGAAAACUCGGCUUGUUCAGGAAAUCCAGUGAGCGUGAUGAUAACUGAUGAAUGCCCUAGCUGUUUCUUAGGACCAGUCCAUUUUGAUCUGAGUGGUACUGCGUUUGGUUCCAUGGCAACUUCAGGGAAAGCAACUAAUCUUCGCAAUGUUGGACAACUUAACAUUCUCUACAAAAGGGUUGCAUGCUCCUUUGGGAACUCCAUAGCCUUUUCAAUCGACAAUGGGGCCAACCCUUACUAUUUUGCGACAGAAAUAGAAUACGAAAAUGGAGAUGGUGACCUUGUGGACAUUCAGUUGAAGCAAGCUAAUUCUGACAAGUGGCUUCCAAUGCAACGUUCAUGGGGUUCAAGGUGGGCUUUGAACUUAGGUUCAUGGAUGCAACCACCAUUCUCCAUUAAGCUCACGGAAGAUGCCAAGAACAGUAGGAAAACCAUUGUGGCUUAUAAUGUAAUCCCACGUGACUGGAAACCUGGUCAAGUUUAUCGAUCUGUUGUUAAUUUUUAG